AAUUAUGGUACUGAUAAGCACUCUUUUUUUAGGUGAUCCGAGAGUUUUGUGUUGCAUUAUGAAAAGCUGAUAUUUAAUUUUCACAAAUCUCCGAAGACUUCUAAUCACGUUUAGGAAGAGUGGAUCCGUUGAACGUUGAAUCCAAUAUCCAAAAAUCAUUCGUCGGAAUUGAAUGUGAGCGGACGGAAAGAGAAAAAUCGUUAAUAAAACGUGAAGAACGACUGUCAGAGAUAAAUAUGAAUUUAAUGAGAGAAGAACUUAAUCAGCAAAUCAUAACUGAAAAGAAUCGACCGAUUAGAAAGAAGAAGAUGUAUGUAGAGUGUGACCACUGUCGCCGUAAAUUCUUGAAGAAGAGUAACCUCGCCGAACAUCUGAAGCAACACAGACACAAAUGCGUCGACUGCCCGAAAACCUUCAGCCUGCGGCGUUAUCUGGCCUCCCAUAUUGAGAAGAAUCAUCGACAGCAGAUGUAUGAGUGUAGCGUGUGCAAGUAUAAGAGUAACAACAAGGGAACCUUGAAGAAUCACUACAUCCGGCUACACACGAACAACUAUGACUACGCGUGCGAUACGUGCGGCAAGCAGUUCAAAAUAAAAAAGGCUCUGAAUCAUCAUGUGAAGCAAAACCAUAGCGAAGCUCCGCCGAUUGUGUGCGACGUAUGCGGUCAUUUCAGUAAAAACCUCCACGCUCUCAAGGCCCACAUGAAAUAUAGACACUACAAACCAGAGUUUGUCUGUCGAAUAUGUCGACGAGGUAUGACCACGCAGGAGAACUUAGAGCAACAUCUCAUGUGGCACGAAACUAGGGAGAAGGUCCUCUGCCCGACUUGCGGCAAAAGAUUCCGGGGACGCGAUUUGGACUCACACAUGAGAGUACACACUGGAGUGAAGCCAUUUCCCUGCCCUGUCUGCGGAAAGACUUUUCGGCGGCAAACUGCUCAAGAACAACAUGUGUUGAUCCAUACCGGAAAAAGACCUUACAUUUGCGAUAUUUGUGGUCAGACGUUCGCCCAAAAGCCCGGCUUGAUCUGUCACAGAAAGAGGCAUCCUGGCCCACUGCCUCCGCUACCUGUAGUCUCUAUCAAGAACAUUGUCACCGAAUUCACGAAGGAAUACGCGAUGAAAAACGCGGUCAUAAAGAUUGAAUAAGAUGUAUAUGAAUAAGAUGUAUUUGUAGUAUUUCUAGUACAACAUGAUGAAAUGAAUUGUGGAUGUUAAAUAUUUCGUGAUUACAUCGGUAGUAAAUUUGGCAUAAAAAAGAUCGCGAUGAUAAAAUAAGAAUUUGAAAAAGUUAUUAUUUA
This is a messenger RNA of Acromyrmex echinatior (Panamanian leafcutter ant), 1300 nucleotides long. RefSeq lists its product as uncharacterized. Gene Ontology annotation, molecular function: zinc ion binding; RNA polymerase II cis-regulatory region sequence-specific DNA binding; DNA-binding transcription repressor activity, RNA polymerase II-specific. Lineage: Eukaryota; Metazoa; Arthropoda; Insecta; Hymenoptera; Formicidae. Gene Ontology annotation, biological process: regulation of transcription by RNA polymerase II. The record is from RefSeq and is a predicted model, not a curated record. Gene Ontology annotation, cellular component: nucleoplasm; nucleus.